This is a messenger RNA of Peromyscus eremicus (cactus mouse), 1995 nucleotides long. It is a transcript of the gene Gpr137b, whose product is annotated as G protein-coupled receptor 137B. The record is from RefSeq and is a predicted model, not a curated record. Gene Ontology annotation, biological process: negative regulation of bone resorption; regulation of autophagy; positive regulation of TORC1 signaling. The transcript has 7 exons. Gene Ontology annotation, cellular component: lysosomal membrane. Bases 2 to 1159 code for a protein of 385 amino acids. NCBI's taxonomy places the organism in Eukaryota, Metazoa, Chordata, Mammalia, Rodentia, Cricetidae.
GAUGGAGCCGCCUCCGUGGGAGCCGGUGCGCAACGACUCGCUGCCGCCCACGCUGAGCCCGGCCGUGCCGCCCUAUGUGAAGCUCGGCCUCACCGCGGUCUACACCGCCUUCUACGCGCUCCUCUUCGUGUUCAUCUACGCGCAGCUCUGGCUGGUGCUGCGCUACCGCCACAAGCGGCUCAGCUACCAGAGCGUCUUCCUCUUCCUCUGCCUCUUCUGGGCCUCGCUGCGUACUGUGCUCUUCUCCUUUUACUUCCGAGACUUCGUGGCGGCCAACUCGUUCAGCCCUUUCGUCUUCUGGCUGCUCUACUGCUUCCCCGUGUGCCUGCAGUUCUUCACCCUCACGCUCAUGAACUUAUACUUCACGCAGGUGAUUUUCAAAGCCAAGUCAAAAUAUUCUCCAGAAUUACUCAAGUAUCGGUUACCCCUCUACCUGGCCUCACUUUUCAUCAGCCUUGUUUUCCUGCUGGUGAAUCUGACCUGUGCUGUGCUGGUGAAGACAGGAACCUGGGAGAGGAAGGUCAUCGUCUCUGUGAGAGUGGCCAUCAAUGACACACUCUUCGUGCUGUGUGCCAUCUCUCUCUCCAUCUGCCUCUACAAAAUCUCCAAGAUGUCCUUGGCCAACAUCUACCUGGAGUCAAAGGGUUCAUCGGUGUGUCAGGUGACUGCCAUAGGUGUCACUGUCAUCUUGCUCUAUGCUUCGAGGGCCUGCUACAACCUGUUCAUCUUGUCAUUUUCUCAGAUCAAGAAUGUCCACUCCUUUGAUUAUGACUGGUACAAUGUAUCAGACCAGGCAGAUCUGAAGAGCCAGCUGGGCGAUGCGGGCUAUGUAGUGUUCGGCGUGGUGCUUUUCGUGUGGGAGCUCUUACCCACCACCUUGGUGGUGUACUUCUUCCGAGUCAGAAAUCCCACGAAGGACCUUACCAACCCUGGGAUGGUCCCCAGCCAUGGAUUCAGUCCCAGAUCUUAUUUCUUUGACAACCCCCGAAGAUAUGACAGUGAUGAUGAUCUUGCCUGGAACGUUGCUCCUCAGGGACUUCAGGGAAGUUUUGCUCCAGACUACUACGACUGGGGACAACAGAGUAACAGCUCCCCGGCACAAGCAGGAACUUUGCAACAAGACUCCACUUUGGAUCCGGACAAAGCCAGCCAAGGGUAGCACCAGGUGCCAGUCCUAUGGAAGAGUCCUCUGUUGAAAACCUUUCAGCCAGACAGACUGGAUGACAGCUGAGUUUUUAGGACACUUUCCUUAUGAAACAGGACUCAGUUUUUUGCCUAUAGCUUUCUUAUGGCUAGAUCGGACUAAGCAAUAAUUUAGAGCGCUAAACCCUUACUUUAGUAUUAGCAGAGAGCCUGGCUAUUUCAGUGGGUAUAAUUUAAACUUAAAAAGAUUCUGUACUUUUAUAAAGAUGUAUUUUAUAUAACUUAAAUACUAAUGCUAAAGUAUACUAGGUUUUUCCUUGAUUGUUAUUGUAAUGUAUGUUGUAGUUUGCACAGAUUUUCAUGCAUAAUUCACUUUAAAACGUAUAGAAUACGUGGUCUAAUAAUUUAAAGCUUUUGGACAAAAGUUUCCUCAAGCCUUACCUCUGAAGGUCACUGAAUGUCACUGUGAUUGUGAGCUCCACAUUGGUAGACUCCUUUUACCUGCCACUCCAGUGUUGAAAGUUAAGAGGAAGCAGAGUGUCACGGUCUGUAUGUCCACGGUAGUAGUUUCUCUUGAACUUUGCCCACAGUCUGGUGCUUCUUCAUCCGAGAGCACUACUAUAAGCACUCCAGUAACAAGUGGAUACUGUCAAGAUGCAGUCACCGACACUACUCAGCCUCCUUGGCUGUGUGUGUAGCCAUUUUGUAUACUUUAGCCCAGUGUAACUGAAUACUCACUACCUCAGUAGGAUGGCAAGAUUGCCUUCCCUGACUCAGCCCUUGCUCGCUAUAGUCAAUGACAAGCCAAGAGGUCUCCACAGAGUGUUAACAAUAAAUAUUUCUGGCCCUCGA